This is a messenger RNA of Mucor mucedo, 859 nucleotides long. Its product is annotated as CDP-diacylglycerol--serine O-phosphatidyltransferase. Gene Ontology annotation, cellular component: membrane. Gene Ontology annotation, biological process: phospholipid biosynthetic process. The transcript is spliced from 4 exons. Gene Ontology annotation, molecular function: phosphotransferase activity, for other substituted phosphate groups. Lineage: Eukaryota; Fungi; Mucoromycota; Mucoromycetes; Mucorales; Mucoraceae. The record is from RefSeq and is a predicted model, not a curated record. The coding region runs from base 95 to 769 and encodes 224 amino acids.
UCACUGGCUGACUUAUAAAGGAAAAUAAAAACUUUUUUUUUUUUUUUAUAAACAUUUUUUUUUCUUUUUCUACAUUUAUACACAUUCUCUCAAAAUGACUAGCGUUGAAAAGAAAUUGUCAAAGGCUGACGCCAAUUUAUCCAAGCCCACUCAAGGCCACUUCUCGAUGGUUCGCAACUUUUAUUUAGCCGAUAUCAUCACAUUGAUGAACGGUGUAUGCGGUGUUCAAUCCGUAUUGAGCUCAAUGCGUUAUUUAACCACAAACAAUGUAAGAGAUUUACAAACAUCCAUGGUUCUCAUGCCUCUUGGCAUGCUUUUUGAUUUUAUGGAUGGAAGAGUAGCACGCUGGAGAAACAAUUCAUCGCUCUUGGGACAAGAACUUGAUAGUUUAGCAGACUUGAUAUCAUUCGGUUUAGCACCCGCCGCCUUGGCAUUUGCAGUCGGUAUGCGUUCUUAUCUCGAUACAAUUGCCUUGACCUACUUUGUUUGUUGUGGUAUUGCUCGUCUUGCUCGUUAUAAUGCUACCGUAGCCCUGGCUCCAAAGGAUGAUACUGGCAAGGUUCAUCAUUUUGAAGGAACUCCGAUCCCCACAUCCUUAUCAUUGGUGGCCUUGAUUGCCUAUUUCGUGCACAAUGAUUUGUAUUUAGAUACUUUGCCUUUCCAAUUGUAUGAAAUUGCUGAGGGUUGGGAAAUUCAUCCUUUGGUACUCGUCUAUGUCAUUAGUGGUACUCUAAUGAUCUCAAAGACCCUUCGUAUCCCAAAGCCUUAAUCUCUGUCUUUUUUUUUUCUCUCUUCUCUCUCUAUUUCAUGUACACACACACACACUCGCAAAAAAAUAAAUACCCUGCUUCUAUUUUAA